GACCGAUUAACAAACGUUGUUGUAUUUGGAAACAGGCGUUAAGUUACUGAAAUCUACAUUUGUAUUUGUAGUUUAGUUACUGCACAAUAGUGCAUAGUGCACUGUACUUUCAAUAUGUCAUUAGACACAGAGGUAGAAGCGUUUGGCGACAUGAGUAUCGAUAGGACGAAUACGGAUUCACUUUCAACAAAUCUUGAAAAGGAAGUAACCAAUGGAAAUCAAUGGAAUGACUUAGAGGCCACCAUACCACCCCUGCAACCAAAUGAACUUCAAGAUAUAUUUCGAGAUGUUGUUUUGGAUUGGCAAGCCCAAGCAGAACUUACAGAAAUGAUGGAUACUGCUGAUAUUGAGGACACCACCUAUGUUGGCCAAUGGAACCGAGUAGAACGUUUGUCUUCAAUAAGGAACAAAGUUGUGGAAAGCAUGAUAUACAAAUUUUGCCAAGAAACACCAAUGUUGAAAUUCCGCAUCAUGUUUGCUGAUGUAAUUGAAUCGAAAUGCUGGCAUUUGAUUGACAGCAACGAUUGCCAGCCGGGAGGAAUUAACAUGAGACGUGCGAGUACUAUCGUCUCCUGCUUACAAGAGGCAGUGGCAGGUCGUCUAAAUGACAGUUACAUGCAAAUCCGGGUGCCCAUAGAUGGUGGAAGGGGAGGAAACCUUUUGUCUGUUAAAGUCAAAUCCGAACUGCUCAACUGGGAGCAAGAACUAAGGGGCCGAUAUACCCAACGGCCGAUGGAACUUGUGCAGGUGAUGCAAAAAAUGUUGAAACGAGAACAAUAUAUUCUUGAAAUGGCUGAGAAGAUGCCGCUGUACACAAACGAGCAACCACAGAAUGGUUCAAUGUCAAGUUCACCUGGCAGUGCUAUGCAGAAAACUGAACCGAUGCCAGAUAUGCCACGUGUUCAAUACAUUAUAAGGGAUUUAAACCAAGCUGAGUUAUGUAGUCGAGAAAUAACUGAACGUAUUGAACGCAUGGUUGGGGAAUACCAACAACUUCAUUUAUGCACUGGUGGAAACUUGCAAGUCCUCGAUACAUACGAUCCACGUCUCAUUGCGAGUGCAGAGGAACAACGAACAUGGAAAACAAUCAUCGAGUUGCGUGAUUCUCUCGUUCAAACAAGACAGGUUCUUAUUCAUGAAUAUCAUAAGGACCAAUUGUUCAACCAACUUCAAUCUUUGCUUCGUCGUGUCAAAUGUGAGAUAGCUGAGUGGAAACGAGCUGAAGCUUACUUGAGUAAUGGGAAGCAAGUUGCAGAUAGCUCAGAUAUUGACCAACUGGAAGAUUGUUGCAAACCGCUUGCGAAACUUUUCCUUCAAAGUCUCGAUCAAAUAUUGAAGCUUCAACACAUAGAGGUUGAUAACUUGCUCAAGGAACAAGAGAAUAUGAAAAUGCUUGAUUACCUGCGACAACAUUAUGAAAACAUGGCCAAAGACCUUGUGGAAAAUGCGUUCAUUGUGGAGAAACAACCUCCGCAAGUUCUAAUGAAAGACAAGAAGUUUAUGUGCCAGCUACGACAUCUUGUUGCAGAUGGUUUAUCCAUCCACCAAUUCCGAUUCGACACACAAGUCCAACUAGUGAACACCGAAGCAGCUUGUGCUAUUGUGGACGGUGGUCCAUCCACUCCUAUCAAACCAUCGGGAAAAAUCUUGAACAAUUGUCAUAAGUCGGAUUUUGUUGAGCAAACCAAGCAACUGCACGUACACAUGCGAAACAUGAGCUUAAGCAUGAGGCAGCGUGGUGAUCGUGGGAGGGCAGAUUGCGUGGCAGAGGAAAAGUUUUGCAUGGUUUUCCGUGCGUUUAUAUCACUCCGAUUCCCCUCCAAGGCAGAAUAUGAUGUGGUGGCGCAGACUUUCUCGCUACCCAUCGUUGUGAUAUCGCAUGGCAAGCAGGAAGCUGACGCUCAAGCCACCGUUUUCUGGGAUAACGCUUUCUCAGAAUCGGUCCGUCGCCCGUUCGAAGUCCCGGAUAGCGUUCCGUGGAAUUGGAUACUGGAUGGUUUGAACUGUUUGUGGAAGAAGGAAUGCGAGAAAGAACCGGGCAGUGCUUCCGAAGGCAUCGGUCUCACGCACGAGGCAAAGAAAUAUCUCACAGUGAAAUUGUUGGGAACGGAUGCAGUUGAUCCACACACACACGUAUCAUGGAGACAAUUCAACAGAGAGAAUCUUCCUGGUAAAGGCUUCACAUUUUGGACUUGGUUCUUUAAAGUCAUGGAGCUUGUAUCGAGUCCUUAUGUCAAGAAAUUCUGGAAUCUCAGGUACAUCACUGGUUUCAUUGGAAAAGCCGAGUGCCAGAAUUAUUUACUUACGUGCCCGCUUGGAGCUUUUAUGUUCCGCUUCAGUGAUUCUCAGCUUGGUGCGCUCUCCAUAUCUUGUUAUACUUAUUGUGAGAAAACAAAGAGAAAAGAAGUUGGCCAUCUUGAACCAGACACAAUAAAAAGACUUCAAACACGAAGCAUCCCUGAUAUGGUGAAGGAUCUUGACUACCUGCUUUAUCUUGGAGCGGAUAUUCCCAAGGACAGAGCGUUCGGUCCUUACUACACGCCUGAGUUUCGGGUGGAGUCAGCACAAAAGCAUGAUUACUGGCCCAAGUCUCUUCAAGUUGUGACAAAAAACAACGGGACCACAAGUACAUUUAUUCGCUCAAUGAAACAGCCUAACUCACCGGACAUGGGGCCUCACGUGCAAUUGAAAUCAUCCAUGUCGCCGCCUACCUUUGGCUCGCCAGGUACCCCCUUAUCUCCGCUGGACCUCCUGUCCCCCAACCCCUCGCUACAUGGUGAAUAACUUUAUUGAUAUAAUGGACAACAGGAAAUAUUCUAGUAAUUAGUAAGGUGGGGUAAGAUGGGAGACCUUUAGCACACAAUAUCCUGAAUGUGUUUUAAACAAUUAACAACGGUAUAUGCGAGUCGUGAGAAUACGGUUUUAUAAUUCUGUAAAUGUUUUUUGUUUACUACCAAAUGAGACGAGAAAAUAGAAUAUAAAGGUGUCCCAUCUUCCCCUAUCCCACUAUAUCUAUCAUACUCCAUGAACUGUUUGUAUAUAUAUCAUGAAUUACUCUGUUGCUUGUAAGUUUUGAUGACAGUUAAAAUGAAUAUAUAAUUUAAUUAUUAUGACGCCAAAUAAUUUUUGUUGUUGUUAAUUUUACCAUUUUUUUCCUUUGUUUGUAUUUGAUCAGAAUUUUGAACCCUGCAGUGCAUUAAGCAUUUCAAGUAUUUUUAAACUUUUAAGAGUUCCAAUAGUUCUGCAUGGAAAAUGUUCCUUGUUAAUUUUAUAGUUACUGCAGUGCCCGAUUGCAAUACGUUUGUAUCGCAAUAUUGUGUAAAGUUUUUGUUUCUUUGUAUGUUUGUAAAUAAACAUUCCAAUCAUAAUAUAA
Ciona intestinalis (vase tunicate) is the source of this 3373-nucleotide messenger RNA. Lineage: Eukaryota; Metazoa; Chordata; Ascidiacea; Phlebobranchia; Cionidae. The record is from RefSeq and is a predicted model, not a curated record.